Diospyros lotus (date-plum) is the source of this 2034-nucleotide messenger RNA. Its product is annotated as sodium/hydrogen exchanger 6-like. The record is from RefSeq and is a predicted model, not a curated record. Bases 126 to 1706 code for a protein of 526 amino acids. Gene Ontology annotation, cellular component: endosome; membrane. The transcript is spliced from 22 exons. NCBI's taxonomy places the organism in Eukaryota, Viridiplantae, Streptophyta, Magnoliopsida, Ericales, Ebenaceae. Gene Ontology annotation, molecular function: sodium:proton antiporter activity. Gene Ontology annotation, biological process: regulation of pH; sodium ion transport; proton transmembrane transport.
CCCCGUCCCGUCGUCCCGUCCCAUAUUAGUUGAGACCAGAAGUUGGGUGAGUUGAGAAGGAACGAGCGUUGCGUUCGCAGUGGUCGUCGAAAGCUCCAUCGUCAAACGUCCGGUCCGGCGUCGGCAUGGACGAGCUGCAAGUAUCUCCGCCUGAUGCGCGGGGAAGUCCAGGGAAAGAGCAACAAGCAGCUGGAGUCGGGAUCCUUCUUCAGAUCAUGAUGCUGGUCCUCUCCUUCGUCCUCGGCCAUGUUCUGCGUCGUCACAGAUUCUAUUAUCUUCCCGAAGCCAGCGCCUCUCUCUUAAUUGGUUUAAUCGUUGGUGGGCUUGCCAACAUCUCAAAUACGGAAACUAACAUCAGGACAUGGUUUAACUUCCAUGAAGAGUUCUUCUUCCUCUUCCUAUUGCCUCCAAUCAUAUUUCAGUCAGGAUUCAGUCUGUCACCUAAACCAUUCUUCUCAAACUUUGGAGCCAUUGUUACAUUUGCUAUUUUAGGAACAUUCAUAGCUUCAAUUGUUACAGGUGUUUUGGUUUACCUUGGCGGUUUGAUGUAUCUCAUGUACAGACUUCCAUUUUUGGAAUGCCUGAUGUUUGGUGCUCUUAUUUCAGCAACAGAUCCUGUAACUGUUCUAUCCAUAUUUCAGGAACUUGGCACAGACACGAACCUUUAUGCCUUGGUCUUUGGGGAAUCUGUUCUAAAUGAUGCCAUGGCAAUUUCCUUGUACAGGACAAUGUCGCUUUUACAAAGCCAUGCAUCAUCCAGACAGAAUUUUCUUGUCGUUGUCGUCAGAUUUCUUGAGACCUUUGUUGGCUCUAUGUCAUCAGGGGUUGGAGUCGGAUUCAUUUCUGCUUUGCUUUUCAAGUAUGCAGGUUUAGAUAUUGACAACCUUCAGAACUUGGAGUGCUGUCUUUUUGUCCUUUUCCCUUAUUUCUCAUACAUGCUAGCUGAAGGCCUUGGCCUCUCUGGUAUUGUAUCGAUAUUGUUCACAGGAAUUGUUAUGAAGCACUACACUUACUCCAAUUUGUCAGACAAUUCUCAGCGAUUUGUGUCUGCUUUUUUUCAUCUGAUAUCAUCGUUGGCAGAAACAUUUGUAUUUAUUUACAUGGGAUUUGAUAUUGCUAUGGAACAGCAUAGCUGGUCCCACGUUGGAUUCAUCUUUUUUUCAAUUUUAUUCAUUGGAGUUGCAAGGGCUGCAAAUGUUUUCUCUUGUGCAUACCUGGUGAAUAUGGUUCGACCUGCACAUCGACAAAUACCUGUGAAACAUCAGAAAGCACUUUGGUACAGUGGACUCCGAGGGGCUAUGGCCUUUGCCCUGGCUCUACAGUCAGUUCAUGAUCUCCCAGAGGGGCAUGGUCAGACAAUAUUCACAGCAACCACUGCCAUAGUUGUUCUAACGGUGUUACUGAUUGGAGGAUCAACAGGGACCAUGCUGGAAGCACUACAAGUUGUAGGUGAUGGACAUGAUGGCCCUUUGGGUGAAACAUACGAUGGAAACAGUGGGUAUAUGGUCCCUUCAUAUGACGGGGAAUUAUCAUCUGGGAACAGAAUCAAGAUGAAACUUAAAGAGUUCGGCAAAAGCACACCAUCGUUUACAGCAUUGGACAGGAACUACCUCACCCCAUUCUUCACUACUCAAAGUGGAGAUGAAGAAGAAGAGCAAGAUGAGGCAGCGCCCAGUUCUAGAAGAGGUGGUUUGGGGCGCGCAUAACUAAAACUUAAACGCCUCGAGUUAUUCUUCUUUUUCAGAACAGAAAUGCCGUUGCCGCUUUUACAAUGAAUUUCUCACUUUCUCGCUUUCUUCUUUCACCAGAAGUAUACUAACAUUGUGCCACACAGAAGCCAUGAGAUGAAGAACGAAAUCAAACAAACUAUAUCCGGUAAUAGUGUAGUUGGCUGGGUAUUGGUUACUCAUUAAUUAGUUAUCCUAGCUAGGUGGAGAAAAAUAGUAUUGUACAUUGAUCGUAUGAAGAAUUCUCGAUGUUUCUGUACAGAAUAUACAUAUAUUAUGGUCCAAUUUUGUUAUAUUUCUUGUAGAA